This is a messenger RNA of Sphaerodactylus townsendi, 932 nucleotides long. Its product is annotated as FERM domain-containing protein 5-like. The record is from RefSeq and is a predicted model, not a curated record. Lineage: Eukaryota; Metazoa; Chordata; Lepidosauria; Squamata; Sphaerodactylidae. Bases 1 to 396 code for a protein of 131 amino acids. The transcript is spliced from 3 exons.
AUGGAAGGCCUCGAGUCUUUGCGGGACAGCGCCCACUCGACCCCCGUGCGCUCCGCCUCGCACGGCGACGCCUUCCUGCCGCGCUCGGAGAGCUGCCGGGCAGAGAGCAGCGAGCGGGUGGCCAUCAUCUCCGACGAGAUCUACAGCCCUCUGGACAGCGUCCUGCCCACCCCGGUGGCGGAGCACAGCCUGGAGCUGAUGCUGCUGUCCAGGCAGGUCAACGGGGCGCCCUGCAGCAUCGAGGAGGAGUCGGAAGCCGGCACCCCCACCACGGCCGAGGCCCCCGGCAGGGAACUGCGGGCCUUGGGCCCGGGCACGGCUCGCCGGGGCCACGCCCAAGCGGAACAGGCGAUGGUUUGCCUGCAAAAUCCGCUUCCUGCUCAGCCUCUUCCUUGACAGCUGAAGGGAGGGGCGGCCUCCUCCUAGUCACUAGCCAGGUGGACUGUGGAAGAGCCCCGGGCAGUGGGACGCCUCGCACACGGCACCCUCGGCACAUAACAUAAGGCCUCCUUUCAUGCCUCAGAGUGCGCUGCGGCCUGGCCUGGCCUGGCCAGGGGGAGAGAGCGGAAGGGAGAGAGAGACUCCUGCCAGACCCCGGCUGCCCGCUGUCCCGCCCGGGGGCUCCUCCUGCAAUGCCAGCUUCUGCAGCAGAUCCGCUUCCUCACUUUAAAAUUAUUCUGCAACCUUCAAGUUUCAUUUUAGCUUUCAUAGAUGUGCUCACGUCAGAAAUUCCAAGGGAAAAGAGUUUUAUUUUGUUACUACGGAUACCUGCAUGAUGCGCCAGCCAGCCAGGCAACCUCUGGCUAGACCCCCACCUGGCUCAAGAGGACCGUUGGUUGUUUGAGGCAGGAGCUUCUGUUACGGUGCUACCACAUUGCAAUUUCAAGAUGAAAGGGACUCUUAUUUUAUUGGAACUCGUAAACGUCCAUGGU